AUGAGUGUAUCUGGUGGAAAGAUUGCCCCGUUGGCCACAGUGAGCAACACUGUUGAACAGAAGAGAUCGUAUGGUACCUUGGAGCCAUCCGGGGAAACCACCGAUCAAAAGAAUCCAUUUCUGGACCCGGAUGUCGCAGAAUACUGGCGUACAGUAUACGAAAAAGCGCAAUAUGAAUGUCGCCAUGUGUUCGACCCUGCACUCACUUGGCCGGAGGAAGAAGAGAGACGCCUGGUGCGAAAACUAGAUUGGAGGAUUUGUCUGUGGGCUGUAUGUGACAUGCUCUCUUCCAAGGUUUGCCUUCCAGAGCUUUCGAUUAGAAUUAACAUCUCAACAUAG
This is a messenger RNA of Penicillium salamii, 339 nucleotides long. The record is from the annotation of a GenBank genome assembly. NCBI's taxonomy places the organism in Eukaryota, Fungi, Ascomycota, Eurotiomycetes, Eurotiales, Aspergillaceae.